UGUAUGGGGAGCCGCUGCAUCCGCACAAAAUUCGCUUCGCACAGGCUCAGGGCAAAGGCGCCCGAAAGUGCCGAAUUCCACGGUGGCAUCGGACACAGAAGAAAGAAAUUCUACGAGCACGUCGUCACAGUCGUCAACACGUUACUCUUUAUUCACUAGACAUCUUCAAAAGUUAUUUCCGGCGUGGUGGAAGCCAAGCGAGGGCAUGUCGCGUAAAACUGUGGUGAUGUGGACAGCAGUCGGUUUCGGCACUGUGGUCGUGGUUUCCAUUGCAACAACAGCAUUUCUACGGAAGCGAAAACAAGCGAAGGCAAAGCGAGUGAUAGACACGAUAUUGGAACUCCAAAAGCCCUGUGUUCGGAUGAAAGAUCCUGAGCGUGUUGAGGAGCUUGUCUGCAAAUUGAUUAAAGGUGGACCAAAGAAGCUACAGGUUGUUACAGAUUUCGACCACACAAUUUCAAGGUCACAUUUCAAUAGAAAACAUUGCUGUUCAACUCACGAAGUCAUUGAAUCCAGCCCGAAUAUCCCUGAGGAGUACUGCCUACAGGCACGGAAAUUGCACGACAAGUUCUACCCAAUCGAAAUUGAUCCUCAUAUUUCAACAGAAGAAAAAAUACCUCAAAUGGUAGAAUGGUACUCGCAAUCACAUGCUAUUCUAGUCAGCUGUGGUGUGGAGAAACACGAUUUUCCUAAGCUUGUGGCAGACUCGUCGAUUAUGUUGAGAGAUGGCUGUGAAUCACUUUUUGAGAUGCUGCACGAGCAUCAGAUACCCACUCUGGUAUUUUCUGCUGGCCUUGGCGACAUUUUGGAAGAAGCACUGAGGCAUUUCCACUGCCACUUUCCGAACAUGAUGUUCGUCUCCAAUUAUAUGCAGUUUGAUGAAGAGGGCAACAUUGUUGGCUUCAAGGGUGAGCUGAUUCACAUGUAUAACAAGAACCAGUGCCACGUGAGCAGUCCUGCAUACCACCAGGCAGUGAAGGAGAGAACUAACAUCCUUCUCUUAGGAGACUCUCUCGGCGACCUUGACAUGCUGACUGGCAGUCAGAAGCAAGAAGUGGUUCUUCGCAUCGGUUUUCUUAACAGCAGAAUCGAAGAACGCCUUCCACAGUAUUUAAAUAAUUUUGACAUUGUGCUACUCGAUGAUCAAACGAUGGAUGUUGUGAAUGGAAUACUGAGGAAGAUUAUCUACUAGCACGCACAUUAGCUACAGACUUGUCUUCUUGUCUCUGUGUCGCCGUUUUGUUCUUGCGCUAUAACUAUCAUCAUGCCAUACCAACUAGCCCAAGUUGCCACACUUCUAAAUUAAAAAAGCUGUCAGUGUUUGUGGUCACACUGCUACAGGACUUUCAUGCCCGACUCACGCACACUGUGUCUUAGGUUCAUAACUUGAUUUUAUCAUCAGAGUUGCAAGCUACACUUGCGAAUUGAAAUGACAAGAAAUUCUGUGCUUGCUCAGUCAAUGUCGCAUUUAAUUUAGUUUUGUUAUUUUUUUCUGGUAGUUUAUUUGUUUAACCUGUGUAAGCCUCUCAAGAUGCCUUCGCCAUUCUUCUAUAUUAUUAAAUUAUAUUUGCAAUCUA
Molecule: messenger RNA, 1577 nt
Organism: Rhipicephalus microplus (southern cattle tick)
Lineage: Eukaryota; Metazoa; Arthropoda; Arachnida; Ixodida; Ixodidae
Gene: cN-IIIB
Product: cytosolic 5'-nucleotidase IIIB
Cellular component (GO): cytoplasm
Molecular function (GO): 5'-nucleotidase activity; magnesium ion binding
Source: RefSeq, a predicted model, not a curated record